Wallemia mellicola CBS 633.66 is the source of this 2254-nucleotide messenger RNA. RefSeq names its product aspartyl-tRNA synthetase. Gene Ontology annotation, cellular component: aminoacyl-tRNA synthetase multienzyme complex; cytosol; cytoplasm. Bases 35 to 1603 code for a protein of 522 amino acids. The transcript is spliced from 3 exons. Lineage: Eukaryota; Fungi; Basidiomycota; Wallemiomycetes; Wallemiales; Wallemiaceae. The record is from RefSeq and is a predicted model, not a curated record. Gene Ontology annotation, molecular function: RNA binding; ATP binding; aspartate-tRNA ligase activity. Gene Ontology annotation, biological process: aspartyl-tRNA aminoacylation.
AGAACAGCAAUAUUUAGAUGAAAAUGGACAACCAAUGACAAAGUCAGCCAUAAAAAAGCUCAAGCAACAACAAGAGAAGGAAGCAAAGAAGAAGGCCACACAGGAGCGUCUGGCGAAGGAACAAACAGACAGACAAGCUGCAGGCGGUGAGGACACUGCAGCUCAAAACUACGGCCCUAUUAAGGUACACUCACAAGAGCGCACCAACAUUGAGCGCACUCAAAUUAAGGACAUCGACGCUUCAUACAAAGAUAAGCAUGUUGUUAUUAGAGCGAGAGUGCAAACUUCAAGAGCUCAAGGUGCAAAAAUGGUUUUCUUUGGAUUCAGACAACAAGACUCUACAAUCCAAGGUGUUUUGGUCGUUAAGGAACCUGCAGUUUCUAAACAAAUGGUCAAAUGGGCAGGAUCAUUAGGUGAUGAGUCAAUCGUCCUCAUCGAUGGUAUUGUACAGCUUCCAAAAGAGCCUGUACACUCAGCUACUCAACAAGACGCUGAAAUUAGCAUCCAAAAAAUCUACACUAUCGCCGAUGUCCCAGGUGGUAAACUUCCAUUCACAAUUGAGGAUGCCUCACGUCCAGAAGCUGAAUAUGAGAAGGAAGAUGCUCAAUUCAACAAGGUUCACUUGGAAACCAGAUUAGACAACAGAGUCGUUGACUUACGUACCCAAACCAACCAAGCAAUCUUCAAGAUACAAUCAGCUAUCUGUAAAUUGUUCAGACAAUCACUUGAUAACAGAGGUUUCAUUGAAAUUCACUCACCAAAACUCAUGGGUGCCGCUUCAGAAUCUGGUUCUUCUGUUUUCAGUGUAUCAUACUUCAAAUCACAAGCUUUCUUAGCUCAAUCCCCACAACUUCCAAAGCAAAUGUGUAUCGCUGCUGAUUUCGAAAAGGUUUAUGAAAUUGGUCCAGUAUUUAGAGCUGAAAACUCAAACACUCAUAGACACAUGACUGAAUUCACCGGUCUUGAUCUCGAAAUGGCUUUCGAGGAGCACUACCAUGAGGUUGUCGAAGUUAUGGAUGAAAUGUUCAAGAACAUCUUCAGAGGUCUUAAGCAACAAUACGCAAAGGAGAUUGAAAUUAUCAAGGCUCAAUUCCCACACGAUGAGUUCGUCUUCCCUGAGGAGACUGUCAAGUUGCACUAUAAGGAGGCUAUAGCAUUACUCAGAGAAGCUGGUAGAGAAGUUGAUGACUUUGAAGACUUCAACACCGAGACGGAGAAGUUCCUCGGUGGUUUGGUCAAGGAGAAGUACAACACUGAUUACUACAUUCUUGACAAGUUCCCAUUAAAUUGUCGUCCUUUCUACUCCAUGCCGGACCCUGCUGACAACCGUUACUCAAACUCUUACGAUUUCUUCAUGAGAGGUGAGGAGAUUCUCUCAGGUGCUCAACGUAUCCACGACCCUGAGUUCCUCAUUACUAGAAUGAAGGAGCACGGCAUCAACCCAGCAGAUAUGCAAGGAUACCUGGAUGCUUUCAACGUUGGUGCACCACCACAUGCAGGUGGUGGUAUCGGAUUAGAGAGAGUAUUGAUGUUGUUCUUAAAGCUCAACAACAUCAGACGUGCCUCACUCUUCCCAAGAGACCCAAAGAGAUUGGCACCAUAAGUAUAAACCAAAAAUUAUGCAUUUCCUCAUUACUAUUAUGCCUCAGCUGGUGGUUAGUCUUCUAAGUUCUACAUUAUCUGGACUAUAUCAAGACUCAUGAGUGAAAGAAAUGUGCCAACGACUUAUUUCAUAGAACUUAAAGAAGCCUCUAGUUGUUAUACAAUAACAACAUCGAUGAUUUCAGAAUGGUUUGCGUUUUUAACAGAUUCUGCCUGAGCUUCGCUGGAAAAUAUACAGAGUUUCUCUUGAAAUCUCUAAUAAGUUUCAAACCCAUGAUUUAGUAUCUUCAGAAAUGUUAAGAAUUAGAAUCGCUCAUAUAUGGAAAACUAAUGAUCGAUCAAUGACGAAGCUACGACGUGAAGUACUUCUCCAGAUUGCUCUUAGUUUAGCUUAUAUAGCACAUAUAUCACUCUACUUCCAUCGUAUGUUAUUCAAUAAUGCAAUUGUGAAUUUACAUGGCAUCCUCGCUCAAACCGAUUGAUUUAAGUUCGUUCAUGACCAAAUCACCUACAUUCAUAGCAGGGUACUUUGGUAAAUGUUCUGGCAAUGCGAAUGAAGAUGAUAAAUGGUAGAAGAAUGUACUUGAUACUCGUAUCAAUGGACGUUCUGGAUGCUCUUUUUUCUGUUUCUCGAUUUGUGAGAGUGUUUUCU